Saccostrea echinata is the source of this 528-nucleotide messenger RNA. Its product is annotated as placenta-specific gene 8 protein-like. The transcript is spliced from 3 exons. NCBI's taxonomy places the organism in Eukaryota, Metazoa, Mollusca, Bivalvia, Ostreida, Ostreidae. The record is from RefSeq and is a predicted model, not a curated record. The coding region runs from base 33 to 395 and encodes 120 amino acids.
AUACAUAGCCUUCACUAAAGUCUCUUAACAAAAUGUCCACCACUGUGGUCGUUCAGCAGCCUGUUGCAGGCACAGGCAAUCCCUUGAUGGUCACAGGUAUAGACGGUCACAGAAACUGGACCACUGGACUCUUUGAUUGCUUCUCAGACAUCACGUCAUGCAUAAUGGGGUACUUCUGUCUACCGUGUACCGUCUGUAACUUGGCCUCCAGGACUGGGGAGUGCUGCUGUAUGCCGUACUGUGUUCCCGGGGGAACGGUCGUUAUGAGAAGCAGAAUAAGAACCAUUGGAGGCAUCCAGGGAUCCGCCUGUAAUGACUGUUUGGUGUUGUCGUUCUGCGGCGCAUGCGCUGUGUGUCAGAUGCAAAGGGAGCUCGACAACAUGGGAGUCCCAUAAGAAUGGGAUCAUUUUAACAACUAUUUUUUCUUCAUUAUCAAAGACAAAAGUUUAUAUUACAUUUUGUUUGAACAACUUCUGACUUAUCAUAAAUGAACAAAUUUAUCUGAAUAUAAUUUUUGUCAAAAUAUAA